This is a messenger RNA of Ceratosolen solmsi marchali, 7505 nucleotides long. RefSeq names its product acetyl-CoA carboxylase (gene ACC). The coding region runs from base 346 to 7176 and encodes 2276 amino acids. Gene Ontology annotation, molecular function: acetyl-CoA carboxylase activity; metal ion binding; ATP binding. NCBI's taxonomy places the organism in Eukaryota, Metazoa, Arthropoda, Insecta, Hymenoptera, Agaonidae. The record is from RefSeq and is a predicted model, not a curated record. Gene Ontology annotation, cellular component: mitochondrion. The transcript is spliced from 11 exons. Gene Ontology annotation, biological process: fatty acid biosynthetic process.
GAAAAGCACGGAGGCGCCAAAGCCAAGCGCCCGAGGUCGACAAGCUCUCGACGUCCGUCGCGCUUAGGGCCGUUCGGGUUGUCGGUCGGUAAGGAGGGAGCGGCCGGCCGGUAAGGUAACGACGCGCGAAGUAGACGAGGAGCCUCGGGUCGCGUGCGCGCGUCAAUCGGCCGUCGUCGUCGUCUCGCAGCUAGUGUGUGUAAGUCCGCAGGCCGGGAUCGAAGGUGUGCGUGGUUGGUGCGAGGUGGCUAGGUGGCUAGGUGCCCGGGUGGAGGAUCCGGUACCGUAGGGCGCGUUUGCCAUCCAGAGAGGAAGCUCGGCCCGGCGGUGGCCACGAGCGGCCGGAUGACGUCCGACAAGACCAACGUAGAACCUAACCUCCAAGAGGAGAGCGCGGCCUCGACUGCGCCGCGGAAGAUCCGGCACCGGCCCAGCAUGUCUCAGGGCACGGUGAUGAUUCAGACGCAGAGUCGGCAGCUGGAGAAGGACUUCACCGUUGCCACACCUGAGGAGUUUGUACAUCGGUUCGGCGGCACUCGCGUCAUCAACAAGGUUUUGAUUGCCAACAACGGUAUUGCAGCAGUAAAAUGUAUGCGUUCGAUAAGACGUUGGUCCUACGAGAUGUUCAAGAACGAACGGGCGGUGCGCUUUGUGGUUAUGGUAACGCCGGAGGAUUUAAAAGCUAAUGCCGAGUACAUAAAAAUGGCGGAUCAGUACGUCCCAGUGCCCGGGGGUACGAAUAAUAACAAUUAUGCAAACGUCGAGCUGAUCGUCGACAUCGCCAUUAGAACGCAAGUGCAGGCGGUUUGGGCUGGUUGGGGACAUGCCUCCGAGAAUCCCAAGUUGCCGGAACUUCUUCACAAGAACAACAUUUGCUUCAUUGGUCCAUCGGAGCGGGCGAUGUGGGCGCUCGGCGACAAAAUCGCGUCGAGUAUCGUCGCCCAAACAGCGGACGUACCAACGCUACCCUGGUCCGGCUCCGACCUGAAAGCCCACUAUAGCGGUAAAAAAAUAAAAAUCUCGUCGGAAUUGUUUAAGAAGGGCUGCGUGUCGAGCGUGGAAGAGUGCCUCGCGGCGGUCAACAAAAUUGGCUUCCCGAUAAUGGUGAAGGCUAGCGAGGGUGGCGGCGGUAAGGGCAUCCGCAAGGUCGAGAACGCCGAGGAGCUGCCGACCCUCUUUAGGCAGGUGCAAACGGAAAUACCGGGCUCGCCGAUCUUCAUCAUGAAGCUGGCAAAGUGCGCGCGCCACCUCGAGGUCCAGCUCCUCGCGGAUAACUACGGGAACGCGAUAUCGCUGUUCGGUCGUGACUGCUCGAUCCAGAGGCGACAUCAAAAGAUCAUCGAGGAGGCACCGGCGGUUAUCGCCAAGCCCGAGGUCUUCGAGGAAAUGGAAAAGGCGGCCGUGCGUCUCGCCAAGAUGGUCGGCUACGUCAGCGCUGGUACGGUCGAGUAUCUCUACGACACAUCCGGUCGCUAUUACUUUCUCGAGUUGAAUCCGAGGCUGCAGGUCGAGCACCCUUGUACGGAAAUGGUCUCCGAUGUUAAUUUACCGGCCGCCCAACUCCAAAUUGCUAUGGGUUUGGCCCUCCACCAUAUCAAAGACAUUAGGCUGCUGUACGGCGAGAGUCCAUGGGGUGACAGCGUCAUCGAUCUCGAGCAACCGCGGAACAAGCCACAGCCUUGGGGUCACGUAAUUGCUGCGAGAAUCACCAGCGAGAAUCCCGAUGAAGGUUUCAAACCGAGCAGCGGCACCGUACAGGAGCUCAACUUCCGCUCAUCAAAGAACGUCUGGGGAUACUUUUCGGUCGGCGCUUCCGGCGGUCUUCACGAGUUCGCCGACUCCCAGUUCGGUCACUGCUUCUCAUGGGGCGAGGAUCGCAAUCAGGCCCGUGAGAAUCUCGUGGUCGCUCUGAAGGAGCUCAGCAUCCGUGGUGAUUUCCGCACGACCGUCGAGUAUCUCAUCACCCUAUUGGAGACGGAGGCCUUCCAAAGUAACAACAUUGAUACCGCUUGGCUCGAUUUGCUUAUUUCGGAGCGCGUGCGCAGCGACAAGCCGGACGUGCUACUCGCGGUAACUUGUGGCGCCCUGCACAUCGCCGAUCGCUCGAUCAGCGCGGCCUUCGGUGGCUUCCAGACCGCCCUUGAAAAGGGACAGAUACUGGCAAGCAACGACCUUGGCAACAUCGUCGACGUCGAGCUGAUAAACGACGGCUACAAGUACAAGGUCGAAGCGGCCAAGUCAGGAUUAAACAGCUACUUCCUCGUGAUGAACGGCUCGUACAAGGAAGUCGAGGUGCAUCGGCUCUCGGACGGCGGUCUACUUCUUUCCCUCGAUGGUGCUAGUUUCACGACCUAUAUGCGCGAGGAGCUCGAUCGCUAUUGCAUCGUUAUUGGUAACCAGACCUGCGUCUUCGACAAGGACAACGAUCCAUCGUUACUGCGCAGCCCUUCCGCCGGCAAGUUCAUCCUCUAUCUCGUCGAGGACGGUGAGCACGUCGAGGCCGGUCAGCCCUACGCUGAAAUCGAAGUCAUGAAGAUGGUGAUGACCAUAGCUGCAUCCGAGGCCGGCUCGCUCUUCUACGUGAAACGGCCGGGCACGCUACUCGAGGCCGGAAGUCUCAUCGCGCGUCUCGAGCUCGACGAUCCGACCCUCGUCACCCGAGCCCAGGACUUCACCGGUAAAUUCCCCGGGCCUGGUAGUCCACCCGUACCCGAGCGCCUUAAUCAACUCCACGCGAAAUACCGUAUGGCCCUUGAGAACGUGCUCGCGGGCUACUGCCUCCCCGAACCCUAUCACCUCCCGCGUCUCCGCGAGCUUGUCGAGCGCUUCAUGGGCUCGCUGCGCGAUCCCGCUCUACCGCUCCUCGAGCUCCAGGAGGUCGUGGCCACGAUCUCGGGACGCGUGCCCCUCGGCGUCGAGAAGAAAAUACGCAAACUCAUGACUCUCUACGAACGCAACAUCACCUCCGUGCUCGCCCAGUUCCCCAGCCAGCAGAUUGCCGCCGUGAUCGACGGCCACGCCGCGACGCUCUCGCGGCGCGCCGAGCGCGACGUCUUCUUCCUCACGACCCAAGCGAUUGUCCAGCUGGUGCAGCGCUACCGUAACGGUAUACGUGGCCGUAUGAAGGCCGCGGUGCACGAGCUCUUACGCCAGUACUACACGGUCGAGUCGCAGUUUCAGCAGGGCCAUUACGACAAGUGCGUCUCGGCCCUGCUCGAGCGGCACAAGGAUGACGCAGCGCGCGUCACCGCGGCCAUUUUCAGUCAUAGCCAGGUGCUCAAGAAGAACGUCCUGGUGACGAUGCUCGUUGAUCACCUGUGGGCGAACGAGCCCGGCCUCACCGACGAGCUCGCCUCGACGCUCACGGAAUUGACGAGCCUCAGCCGCCAGGAGCACAGUCGCGUGGCACUGCGAGCGCGUCAGGUUCUCAUCGCCGCCCAUCAGCCCGCUUACGAAUUACGUCACAAUCAGAUGGAGUCAAUCUUCCUAUCGGCAGUCGACAUGUACGGCCAUGACUUUCAUCCGGAGAAUCUUCAGAAGCUCAUACUCUCCGAGACUUGCAUCUUCGAUAUCCUCCACGACUUCUUCUACCAUUCGAAUCGCGCGGUAUGCAACGCAGCCCUCGAGGUUUACGUGCGUCGCGCCUACAUCAGCUACGAGCUCACUUGCUUGCAGCACCUCGAGCUCUCGGGCGAAAUUCCCCUCGUGCACUUCCAGUUCCUCCUGCCGAGCAAUCAUCCGAAUCGCCAGAGUCAGUCGAUGGUUAAUCAGCGCACGGGGGCGAUGGCCGCCUUUCGCGAUCUGUCCGAAUUCUCGCGCUACGCUGACGAGGUCCUCGAUCUACUCGAGGACCUGUCGUCGGUGAGCUCGUUAUCGGCGCGCGUGCUCGAGGCAGUCGAGGCAGCGGGCUGCAGCGAGUCGAGGCACAGCACGUCGAUCAGCGUGGAACAGCCGGCGCCGGUUCCUGGUGAGCCGGAGCGGCUCGAGCGCCCGGAGCCGGCUCACAUACUCAGCGUCGCCGUACAGGACGAGGCUGGACUGGAGGACGCGGCGCUCGCUCGGCUUUUCGGCGAGUGGUGCGCGACCAAUCGGGAGGAGCUCCUUUCGCGCGGCGUCCGACGCGUCACCUUCGCCGCGUUGAAGCGACGCCAGUUCCCGCGCUUCUUCACCUUCCGGCAGAGGGACGGCUUUGCCGAGGACCGGAUCUAUCGUCACCUCGAGCCCGGCUGCGCCUUCCACAUCGAGCUCAAUCGAAUGCGCAUUUACGACCUCGAGGCCCUGCCGACCUCCAAUCAAAAGAUGCACCUGUACUUGGGCCAAGCUAAGGUAGCGAAAGGCCAGCAGGUAACGGAUUAUCGCUUUUUCAUCCGCUCGAUAAUCCGCCACUCCGACCUCAUAACCAAGGAGGCGAGCUUCGAUUAUCUGCACAACGAGGGCGAGCGCGUGCUCCUCGAGGCGAUGGACGAACUCGAGGUUGCCUUCUCCCAUCCUCUCGCUAAGCGCACCGACUGUAAUCACAUCUUCUUGAAUUUCGUCCCCACGGUCAUCAUGGACGCGGCCCGUAUCGAGGAAAGCGUCACGAGUAUGGUGUUGCGCUACGGACCGCGGCUCUGGAAGCUGCGCGUUCGCCAGGCCGAGAUCAAAAUGACCAUUCGACCCGCACCGGGCAAGCCCACCUCCAACGUACGGCUCUGCAUCGCCAACGACAGCGGCUACAGCAUCGACCUGCAUCUCUAUAACGAGGCCACGGAUCCCAAAACCGGCCAGAUACGUUUCGAGUCGUACGUACCGAGCAGCAGUAGUAAUUGGCGACCGGGACCAAUGCACGGCCUACCCAUCUCCACUCCCUAUCUCACCAAGGACUACCUCCAGGCCAAGCGCUUUCAAGCUCAGAUCGCCGGCACCACUUACGCAUACGAUUUACCCGACAUAUUUCGGCAGCAGGUUGAACGGGCCUGGGCCAAGCAUCUCGAGGAGGUCCCGAACAACGAGAAAGUUAUCGUACCCAAUCCCGUGAUGGAUUACGUCGAGCUGGUUCUCGACGGCGAGACACUCGUUGAACAGAAGCGUCUACCUGGGGAAAACGACGUCGGUAUGAUCGCCUGGAGACUGACUCUCUACACGCCAGAGUAUGCGAGUGGCAGAGAUCUGAUCCUUAUAGCUAACGACUUGACUUACUGUAUCGGCUCCUUCGGACCAAAAGAAGAUAUUGUCUUUUACCGAGCGUCCGAGAGGGCGCGACAGCUUGGCAUUCCACGUAUUUACUUCGCAGCCAAUUCCGGUGCACGUAUCGGUCUGGCGGAGGAGGUUAAGAAUCUUUUUAGAAUAGCCUGGGAGGAUGAGGAAGAGCUGGAAAAAGGUUUCAAAUACAUUUAUUUGACACCGGACGACUAUGCACGACUGGCACCUUUGAAUUCGGUUAAGGCUAGUCUGAUCGAGGACGCUGGCGAGUCUCGCUACAAGAUCACGGACAUUAUCGGUCAAGAGGACGGCCUCGGUACCGAGAAUUUGAAAUACGCGGGAAUGAUUGCAGGGGAGACGUCGAGGGCAUACGACAAGAUUGUGACGAUAUCCGUUGUCUCCUGUCGCGCCAUUGGCAUUGGCUCGUAUCUCCUUCGGCUCGGUCAGCGCGUCAUCCAAAUCGAAAACUCUCACAUCAUUCUCACCGGCUACAAGGCCCUUAACAGUGUCCUUGGCCGCGAGGUUUACGCGAGUAACAAUCAGCUCGGUGGCGUUCAAAUUAUGCAUAAUAACGGCAUAUCGCACGCGACCGAGCCACGAGAUCUGGACGGCAUCGCCACGGUCCUCAAGUGGCUGAGUUACAUGCCCAAAGUCAAGGGUGCACCACUGCCAAUAAGACCAAUGCCAUUCCUCGAUCCGGUCGACCGGGACAUUACCUUCGUGCCUAGUAAAGCGCCAUACGAUCCGCGCUGGAUGCUCGAGGGCCGGCCACAGGCUGGCGAUGCUAACCUCUGGGAGACUGGAUUCCUGGAUCGUGGCUCUUGGCAGGAAAUUAUGCGACCGUGGGCGCAGACGGUAGUGACGGGGCGAGGUCGACUAGGUGGCAUCCCCUGUGGCAUCAUCGCUGUCGAGACGCGUACCGUUGAAUUACAUCUACCUGCCGAUCCGGCCAAUCCCGAUUCCGAAGCUAAGACGGUCUCGCAGGCCGGUCAAGUGUGGUACCCGGACAGCGCCUACAAGACGGCCCAGGCCAUUAAUGAUUUCGGUCGCGAAGAACUGCCCCUCAUAAUCUUCGCCAAUUGGCGCGGUUUCUCCGGUGGCAUGAAAGACAUGUACGAGCAGAUAAUCAAGUUCGGGGCCUACAUAGUGGACGGACUGCGACAGUACAGUCGGCCAGUAAUAGUGUACAUACCGCCGUAUGGGGAACUUCGUGGGGGUGCCUGGGCGGUCGUCGACCCGAGCAUCAAUCCCCAUUGUAUGGAAAUGUUCGCCGAUAGCACGAGCCGUGGGGGUGUCCUCGAGCCCGAGGGCAUCGUCGAGAUCAAGUUUCGCCUUAAGGACAUGUUGAAGAUAAUGCAUAGGGAGGACGCGCCGAUCCUACGGCUGCGCGAGAGCCUCUUGACGGCCGGGCCCGAGGAGCGCGUGAAACUGGAGGCGGAGAUGAGGGUUCGCGAGCGUCGCCUCGAGUCCGUUUAUCGGCAGGUCGCUCUCCACGUGGCCGACCUGCACGACACGCCCGAGCGCAUGCUCGAAAAGAACUGCAUCCAAGAGAUAGUGCCGUGGCGGGGUGCGCGUCGCUUUUUCUAUUGGCGAUUACGGCGUCGACUCCUCGAGGGCCGAGUGCGCAAGGAGGUGCUGGCCACCCAGCCGAGCCUCGGGGUUGGCCAGGUAGACGCGAUGCUUUGCCGCUGGUUCGUCGAGGAUCAGGGCGCGACCGAGGCCUACCUCUGGGACAGCGACGAGGCGGCGGCUUCCUGGCUCGAGAGUCAGGCGAGCAGCGAGAGCAGCGUCCUGCUGCGAAACAUGAGUUGCGUUAGGAAGGAUGCGCUCGUGAGCCGCAUCAAGGAAGCUCUCGAGGCUUACCCGGAGGUCCGACUCGAUGCCGUCCUGGAGAUCGCGCAUAGGCUCCAGCCGCAGGAGCGCUCCGAACUCCAACGGACGCUGGCGCAACUCGAACCUGCCCAGGCGGACUCGAGCUCCUCCUCCUCGCCUUAAGAUUUAUCCUUACCUUUGCGAUGAUGUACCUUCAUUAUAAACGCUCGCUUUGUUUCGAUGGACUCGACGACGCUUCUACGAAUUGGGUCAUUCUACCGAGUAGUCGCGCGUCGCAAUGUCCUCGUCCAGCCGUGAAUUUUUACGAACUGUUGAAAAAAGUAUCAUUCGUACAAACGGAAAGUGCCAGAUUUUAUAAUAUUAAUCGUAAGUUAAGUCCCGAUGGUGAUUUCAAUGCUCGUUUCCAGUUGUUUAGUCAAACACCAUAUAAUGUUUAAUGUAUAAAUUACGUUAUAAAUAUCCUAUAACAAUGUAAAAAAUAUCUUUUCCUU